Oryzias latipes (Japanese medaka) is the source of this 1366-nucleotide messenger RNA. It is a transcript of the gene nup43, whose product is annotated as nucleoporin 43. Lineage: Eukaryota; Metazoa; Chordata; Actinopteri; Beloniformes; Adrianichthyidae. Gene Ontology annotation, molecular function: protein binding. Gene Ontology annotation, cellular component: nuclear pore outer ring. The record is from RefSeq and is a predicted model, not a curated record.
GUGAUCUGGUCUUCUCGGGCCACCGUAGUUACGUAUGAAGCAGCAGGCGCGUAGUUUCUCGUGUAGUCCGUAAACUGAAAACAACACUUCAAAUUUUAACAAAAAGGCUUCAAUUUCCAUGGAGAGCAUAAAUGCCAAAUAUGUGUCUCAGAAAAUCAGUAAGACGAGAUGGUGUCCGGUUUCCUAUUCUUCACUGCAACAACCAGAAGUCUUUGCUACGGGCUCGUGGGACAACGAGGACAACAAGGUGUCUAUCUGGUCCAUUGGAAAUCACAACAAUUCUGGAUUAGAAGACGGAUUUGAAGGAGACCCACAAAUUUUAUGUGAGCACAAACAUGGCGGAGAUGUUCUGGACCUGCAAUUCUUGGACCAGGAACGGAUGGUCUCAGCGUCAUCAACGGGAGCAGUCACUAUUUUCCGCUAUCAUCCAAACACUCAUACCAUUUCAGUUCUGCAGCACUGGGCGAGGGCGCAUAGCUACCCUUGUGACAACGCGCCCUGCACCGCCUUGGUCUGCAGCAGCCCGGAGAUUGUCACUGUCGGGGAGGACGGCAGGAUCGUGGUCUUCAGAGCCGACCAGGAAGGAGCGGUCCGGGUCAUCGAGAAUGCAGACAGCAGCACAAUUCACGCGGUGACUUACCUGAAGACCACGGAGGUUUUGACGGUGAACUCCAUUGGCCAGCUGAAGCUGUGGGACCUCAGGCAGCAAAGCAGCUCCCCAUCGCAGAUUCUGUCCCUGUCAGGAGACAGAGCUCCUCUGCACUGCGUUGACAGACAUCCCAACCAGCAGCACAUCGUAGCCACCGGGGGCCAGGACGGCAUGCUCUGUGUGUGGGACGUGAGACAGGGGGGCACGCCCAUCUCACUCAUGGAGGCACACUCGGCUGAAAUGUGGGAGGUUCGCUUCCACCCCACAAACCCGGAUCACCUGUUCACGUGUUCGGAGGACGGCUCGCUGCUGCACUGGGAAACUGCCUCGCAUUCCGAGAUGCCCUCAUUCUUACAAGGUGGCAGGAACAGCAGCGUGAUCUCCCACGGCGCGCUGACCCCCGCUGGCGGGAACCGCCCCCUCAGCAGCGCCUGGCUCUGCGGAGAUUCUGGCAAAGGCUGCCUGGAGACGACGCACAUGCUGCCCAGCCAGACCAUGUCCGUCAACAGCCUGGACAUCAUCGGACAGUGUCUCGUCUGCGGCACCGACGGAGAGGCCAUUUUUGUCAACAGACAUGUCCCAGUUUAAAAAAUAAGUGUCUUUUGUGAGGAAAGAGAUGUUACUGUCCUCAUGUUGUGUUCUGACUGUGUUUUGUACAGAUUUGAUUUAAAAGGUUAUUAAAUUACAAAUAAACGCUCAAAUAAGUCUAAAAAGUUG